AGUUCUCCCGCCAGGGACUGAGUUUUUCCCUACGUCAGCGCGAUUUCACCCGAGCGCGAUGUCGGGGUGAGCUCGGACUCAGCCGAGUUGCGUCAGAGCCGAGCGCGUGUUCGUCCCCGGGCGCGCGCACCCGGGCCAGCGCGGAGGCCCCGGCAGGGCUGGGGAGUGAUGGAGCAGGCGGAGGCAGAAGUGAGCGAGUGCUGAGGGGAACCUGCGGAAUCCGCGGAGAUGAGAUCGGGCGCGGGCUCGCCCUUUGGGACUCUCCGCCUCCAGUGGCUGCUGGUGUUGGGCUUUGUCGGCCCAGUCCUCGGUGGGGUGCCGCCAGGUUUGCAGCAGAUCUCACAUCUCUCUUCUUAUGAAAUUAUAACUCCUUGGAGAUUAAUUAGAGAACGAAGAGAAGCCCCUAGGCCCUAUUCAAAAGAGGUAUCUUAUGUCAUUCAAGCUGAAGGAAAAGAGCAUAUUAUUCACUUGAAAAAGAACAAUGACCUUUUGCCCAAAGAUUUUGUAGUUUAUACCUACAACAAAGACGGGGCUCUGAUCUCUGACUAUCCUGAUACACAGAAUCAUUGUCAUUAUCGGGGCUACGUGGAGGGAGUUUAUAAUUCAUCCAUUGCUCUUAGUGACUGUUUUGGACUUAGAGGAUUGCUGCAUAUAGAAAAUGUGAGUUAUGGGAUUGAACCUCUGCAAAACAGCUCCAAUUUUGAGCACAUCUUUUAUCGAAUGGAUGAUGCCCACAAAGAGCCUCUGAAAUGUGGAGUUUCCAAUAAAGACAUUAAGGAGGAAACCAAAAAGAAUGAAGAGGAAGAGCCUCCUAGCAUCACUCAGCUACUCCGAAGAAGAAGAGCUGUCCUGCCACAGACCCGAUAUGUGGAGCUGUUCAUUGUUGUAGACAAGGAAAGGUAUGACAUGAUGGGACGAAAUCAGACAGCAGUGAGAGAAGAAAUGAUUCGUUUAGCAAACUACUUGGAUAGCAUGUAUAUUAUGUUAAAUAUUCGAAUUGUGCUAGUUGGACUGGAGAUUUGGACAAAUGGAAACCUGAUCAACAUAAUCGGUGGUGCUGGUGAUGUGUUGGGGAACUUUGUGCAGUGGCGGGAAAAGUUUCUUAUCACACGUAGGAGACAUGACAGUGCACAACUAGUUUUGAAGAAAGGUUUUGGUGGGACUGCAGGAAUGGCAUUUGUGGGAACAGUGUGUUCAAGGAGCCACGCAGGCGGAAUUAAUGUGUUUGGGCAAAUUACAGUGGAGAUAUUCGCAUCCAUUGUUGCUCAUGAGUUGGGCCAUAACCUUGGAAUGAAUCAUGAUGAUGGCAGAGAUUGUUUUUGUGGUGCAAAGAGCUGUAUCAUGAAUUCAGGAGCAUCAGGUUCUAGAAACUUUAGUAAUUGCAGUGCAGAGGACUUUGAGAAGUUAACUUUAAAUAAAGGAGGAAACUGCCUUCUUAAUAUUCCAAAGCCUGAUGAGGCUUAUAGUGCUCCUUUCUGUGGUAAUAAAUUGGUGGAUCCUGGAGAAGAGUGUGACUGUGGGACUCCAAAGGAAUGUGAAUUAGACCCUUGUUGUGAAGGAAGUACUUGUAAGCUCAAAUCAUCUGCUGAAUGUGCAUAUGGUGACUGUUGUAAAGACUGUCGGUUUCUUCCAGGUGGUACUUUAUGCCGAGGAAAAACGAAUGAAUGUGAUGUUCCAGAAUAUUGCAAUGGUUCUUCUCAGUUCUGUCAGCCAGAUGUUUUUAUUCAGAAUGGAUAUCCUUGCCAGAAUAACAAAGCCUAUUGUUACAAUGGCAUGUGCCAAUAUUAUGAUGCUCAAUGUCAAGUCAUCUUUGGUUCAAAGGCCAAGGCUGCCCCAAAAGAUUGUUUCAUUGAUGUGAAUUCUAAAGGUGACAGAUUUGGCAAUUGUGGUUUCUCUGGCAACGAAUACAAGAAGUGUGCCACUGGGAAUGCUUUGUGUGGAAAGCUACAAUGUGAGAAUGUACAAGGCAUGCCGGUAUUUGGAAUUGUGCCUGCUCUUAUUCAGACUCCCAGUAAAGGCACUACAUGUUGGGGUGUGGAUUUCCAGCUGGGGUCAGAUGUUCCAGAUCCUGGGAUGGUGAAUGAAGGCACAAGAUGUGAUGUUGGAAAGAUAUGUAGAAACUUCCAAUGUGUAAAUGCUUCUGUUCUGAAUUAUGACUGUGAUAUUCAGAAAAAGUGUCAUGGACAUGGGGUAUGUAAUAGCAAUAAGAAUUGUCACUGUGAAGAUGGCUGGGCACCCCCAAACUGUGAAACUGCAGGAUACGGAGGAAGUGUGGACAGUGGACCUACGUAUAAUGAAAAGAAUACUGCAACGAGAGAUGGACUUCUGGUAUUCUUCUUUGUAAUUGUUCCCCUUAUUGUUUUUGCUGCUUUUGCCUUCAUCAAGAGAGAUCAACUACGGAGAAGCUGCUUCAGAAAGAAGAGAUCACGAACAUAUGAAUCAGAUGGCAAAAAUCAAGCAAAAGUUUCUAGACAGCCAGUGAGUGUUCCUCGACAUGUUUCUCCAGUGACUCCUCCCAGAGAAGUUCCCAUAUAUGCAAACAGAUUUCCAGGACCAAAUUAUGCAGCCAAGCAGUCUCAGCAGUUUCCAUCAAGGCCUCCUCCACCUCAACCGAAAGUAUCACCACAGGGAAAUUUCAUUCCUGCUCGUCCUGCCCCUGCACCUCCUUUAUAUAGCUCCUUCACUUGAUUUUUUUUUUUUUUUUACACCUUUCUUUUGCAGAUAUCUUCAGGGAACUGAGAUAAUUUUUAUUUUCCUGAUAUUUUCUUGAACAGCCUUUUUUCCUGCUGCAACUAUGAAUGAACACUAAUUACCACAAAACAAAGUUUACUAACACAGGAAAAGAGAAAUUGAGUAGUAGGAAUUGAGGGAUAUAAGAAAUGCAGUAAAACCAGGGAAUUUAGAAUAACAUUUCCACUUCUGUCAUUGAAUAAAUUUUUUUUGUCAUCUGUGAGGUUAAUAUACUUGAUAUGGAUUGUUAUUUUGAUUCUCAAAUUGACUCUUGGUUUAAGUUUUCUCAUUGUGUAUUUCAAUGUAAUUCUGAAUUUUGAUCUUAGUUAUUAUUAAUGUAGUUUCUGGUUGAACAUGUGGUAAUCUAAUUUCUAUGAAUGCUGACUAAUUAGUUCCCAAUAAUAUUUAAUACUUUUCAUCUUGCGGAGAUUAAUAAUCAUCAUACACUAGAAUCUUGUCUAUCUCAUUUAUAACAUGAAUAAAUUAAUAUUCUAUCUUCAGAAGAAUGCAAAAAACCCACAAUUAAGAUAUACAUUAUUUUGAAAUUACAGAAUCCACCAAAAGUGUAUAUGUGGGUAUUCAAACACAGUUAAUAUUUUCCACUUUUAUGAUCAUUCUAUGGGUAAAUGGUUUAAUAGAUUCUAUGAAUAAUAGAAUCUAUGGAUCUAUCUAUGGAUAAUGAAUAUUAGAUAAGUUAAUUUAAUAGUAGAAUUUCUAUUUUGAAUCAUGUUAAAGCAUGGCAUCCUUUUACAAUAGCAUUAUUUUAAAUAAAUUAUAAACUUUAAGGUACGAAAUAUUUAAUAGAGCUAAUUAGAUAUCCUUUUGAUUCAUGGUAUAAUAAAGCAGGAGCAAUUAUAAUAUCUUCAGUCAAUUGAGCUGUCAUAAACCACUUGAGAAUUUUAUGAGCACUUUACGUUUAAAAUCUGAAUUUUCAAAGCUUGUUAUUAAUAUAAUUUAGAAUGUUUACAUUUACUAAGGUGUGCUGGAUCAUGUCUCUUGAUACUAACAUUUUCAAAGAAAUUGGGCUGGAGAAAGGAAGAAAAAAAUUUCUUAGAUAAGUAUAAAAAAGUUUGUGUGGUGUCUGUAAGUUAUCACCCCAGCUUUGUUAAAAAUUGAAUUUUUACUAUGGAAGAAAUGGCAUGAAUGGUAAAAUUUUAAACACUUAAAAUUUUUUCAUGACCUUUCAUAAUAAAGUUUAAUAAUAGGUUUAUUA
Molecule: messenger RNA, 3943 nt
Organism: Talpa occidentalis (Iberian mole)
Lineage: Eukaryota; Metazoa; Chordata; Mammalia; Eulipotyphla; Talpidae
Gene: ADAM9
Product: ADAM metallopeptidase domain 9
Exons: 22
Coding region: 229-2688 (819 amino acids)
Biological process (GO): transforming growth factor beta receptor signaling pathway; membrane protein ectodomain proteolysis; cell-cell adhesion mediated by integrin
Cellular component (GO): plasma membrane
Molecular function (GO): integrin binding; metalloendopeptidase activity
Source: RefSeq, a predicted model, not a curated record